CAGAUUUCCCAUAAAAAAAAAAAGAAAACAGAAUACGGUGAUCGACACCAAAACGAACCAGAAGCUUCAUCGAUCUCCCUUGUCGGCGGCCGCGACAAAACCACCCGGGCGACUUGUCCGUCGUCGAUCCCAUCACCCGUCGACUUGUCCGUGGAAUAGCAUCGCCGCCAAACUAUCGCAAGUCAAAGACGAGAUUCGAUCCCCUCAGCCCGUUCGCUUCGCUUUGCACCUGUCCCUAUUGGAAUCUGUCAAAACCAAGUUAUAGGUGUUCUACAAAUGUCUCCACCAAUGCAAACUCUUCCAGGAUCAGAACGACCCUCUUCAACUGGUGGAGCUGGUUCUUUGAAUGACUUACAUGUUGACAUCGUGGAUACAACCAAUGGCAAUGAAAGUAGUGGUGGACCUCAUGAAAUUGUCGGCAUGUCAUUUCUGAACGUUCAUAUUCCUGGAAAAAUAGAGGAUUGGAGUCGAGACAAAAAGCUCUUGCAGAUUUGCAGCAAAUGCAGAAUGUGCAUGUAAGACUCUUCUAUGUACAUAUUGGGGAUUUCAACUAUAUCAAAUCUUUUUUUCUGUUGAACUCUGUCUAUGUCUAUAGUAAAAGUUGUGCUUGCUGAUUAGAUAUAUGUGGCUGUUUCUAUUUGCAUGUGAACAUAGUUGAUUCAACUUGGUGGACUAAAGAACUGUUGAAUUUUCCCGUGUUAUGAUCAUUGUGGUAGAGGCAUUGUUUUAAGAUAAGUUGAUUAGCAAUCAUCAGUCUUUGUUUUUGCUCUGUGUCCUUACCAUUUGUUUUGUUAAGUUUUGAGCAUCUACAUAUUGCUAGAUGGUUACUCUCGAGAAUUUAGCACUUACAUCUCCCAAUCAUAACCUUCUUUGAGAACCAACUUGUGUAGACCUAUGUGAACGAUGCCUAAUUAUUCCUUCUUUAUAUACUCACAAGCUAUACUGAGGAAUAGCAGUAGCAGGACAUUUCUUGUGCUCUUUCUAUUUGUACUAUAUUUUGCCUCUAAUCUUGAUUUGUACAGCUGAAAGCAAGGUAGACAAGGAACCUCAAGGAGGCUGUGGUGAAGGCCUAUGUUUUUGCUAUUUUUAACGAGAAUUUGAAGCCUCGCCCGACUUUCGAUAGCAUUUUUUGCACUUUUCAAGCCUGAUGGGAGCAUAUCUUACGUUGUUGGUUAAAAAAGGCUCAAGUCAUAGUAUGGUGAGGAACUUGAGCUUACAACUGGCGACAUAAAUUAUAUGAAACCCACUUGUUUCUCAAGUCAGAAACUUUUGCUUUGUUGCAGAUUCUGUAGAAUGGUUCAGGACAGUUAUAACUUGGGAUUUAGUGCAAUGAUGUUUUGGUAUUUGUUUUGUCCAACGUAGUCCGGCAAGAAACUCAUUCAUUCCUAUAAGAUAAGAAAUUAGGAAGCCUAUUCAUUUCAAUUCAUAUGAGGAGGUUUUUUUUUACAGUCCAAUCUUGUUCAGAUAACUCAUUUGUAUUGUACAAAUUGUUUAUAUUGGUAAUCUUCGGAUGUUGCAGUUUCGUU
Linum tenue is the source of this 1526-nucleotide messenger RNA. The record is from the annotation of a GenBank genome assembly. Lineage: Eukaryota; Viridiplantae; Streptophyta; Magnoliopsida; Malpighiales; Linaceae.